AUGUCGAGGUACACGUCCUCCUAUACUCCGUCUUCCCGCUAUGAUCGGGGAGAUUAUAGUUCGUCUAGCUAUUUGAGUGGUUCCCGAAGAACACCAUCUACUAGAUCUUCCACAACAUCUUCGACUUAUACUCCAAGAUCUUAUGAUUCGAGUACUAAUCCAUAUUCGAGUUAUACCUCAAAAUAUGGGGAUUAUUCCUCUUCGAAAUAUUCUUCUUCUGCGAAAAGUAUAGAUUUUUCUGAUUCAGAUUCUCUGUCAAAUUCAUUUUCCCACCAAAAAAAUUUUUUUUCCAGAAACCAUGGAAGACUCAACCGCUCCAAUCGUUCAAGACGAAGUCAAAGAACUUGAUUACGAGAUCGUUCCACCGACUGAAGUCUUGCAAGAAAGUCAAAUCGAAGAGUUUGAUGAGGAGAAACAAGUUGAGCCUGAAGUCGAGGAAGCUGAAGAGGAUUUUGAGGAGCAAAAUGUUGCUGAAGAAGUUGUCGAUGAGGAAGAGCAAGUUGAGGAAGAGGCUGAGCCAGAACCGGAGCCAAUUCGUGAGCCAACUCCGGAGCCGCAGGUAGUGAAGGUGCAAAAGGUUGCACCGGUUGAUGAGAAUCGGACACCAAGUCCGACUGUUUUGAAUGCCAAGGUUAGUUGAAAACAAAUCAAUUCUCAGAAAAAGUUCGAAAUUUUUCAGAAACUUGGAGGAAUUCCAUGGCCACCAAAAGAUGAGGAUGAACAAAUCGAGAGCAAGAAAAACAACAAUAUCGACACUGAAAAUGUUCCAAAAAGUAAAUUUAUCUCUUCUCUUUUAUCAAAUCUUGAAACCUCUAUUGUUCCAGAACGCGUUUCCGAUUUGAUCGCCAGAUUCAAUCAAGGAAAAGUUGACAACGAAGCCAAGAAAAAUGAUUCAAGCUAUAAAUCGGAAUAUGGAGCUGGAACAAAUGUUGGAAAAGUUGCCACACACAAUUUCGCCUAA
Messenger RNA from Caenorhabditis angaria, 961 nucleotides. The record is from the annotation of a GenBank genome assembly. NCBI's taxonomy places the organism in Eukaryota, Metazoa, Nematoda, Chromadorea, Rhabditida, Rhabditidae.